GUUCACAACCAAGAUCUCAUUCUUCAUUCAUUCGUUGGUUCUCUUCAUUCAUUCCCUCUUUGACUUGUCUUAAUUUCCUUCCUUCCUUGCCUGCGUAUUAUAAUCAACCUGGCUAUAUCUUCUUCAUCUCUCUCUCUCCUCAGGAAACAAAAUCAAAAUAGAAAGCAAAAAAAUCUAAGCAAAGCAUAGAGUUUGGAGGAAAGAUGCAUCUUAGAUGCUCCACGUGGCAGUUGUUGAUUGGAACAGAUAUAGCGGGGCUCCAACAUCAAGACCCCUCUUUCCUGCCAUGCCAGACUACUUACUCACUAACUCUUCUCUUCCUCCUCUCCUCCUUGCUUUAUGUAUGUAUGCAUCCAUCCAUCCAUUCAUCCAUCCCAUCAUCAUCUAUAGUCUCUCCUCCCCUUUUUUACGAACCCGGCAAAUCCGUAUCUUAUACUACUUCUCUCUAUUUCUCUCUCUCUCUCUUUAUUUAUUCUUCUUCUCGGUUCUCUCGUAUCAGCUGCUGCUGUUGUUUGCCCUAAUUCUAUUUCUGAUUCCCCUUUUGUUCUUAUUGACUACUCUCUUAAUCAAUAUAUCCAUCUUCUUAUCCAUGCUUUGAUCUUCCUCUUCUUAUUCUUAUUCUUCUUUUUUUUUUUUUGUGAAUUUAUUUGGGUGGAGAAUCUGUGGGCUGCUUAUGCGUUGAGCUUCAUCAGAAAAGGGACUGAGCCUUGUAGCUUUGCCUGAUACAUGGGAGUUGGGAUUCUUGUCUGGGGCCAUUUACUCGUGCCAUGCAUCUGGCUUUUUCUAAGUUAAACCCAGGAAACUGAAGAUGAGGGAGAAUGGUUCUAUGCGUAAUAAAGGGAUCGAUAAAGGUUGGGUAAAGAAACGUAAACGGAGAAAGAUUCCCUGUGGCCCAGUUUUGUCUGCAACAAAUGGUAAAGAAAGUGUAUCUGUUGUAUGUUCAGAAAUUAAUUCGAGGAUCACUCUGCCUGCUGAUGACAAGCUGACUAGUGACAACAUCUCGCCUCUAUCUUUACGGAAAAGGAAAGGAGAUGAUGGGUACUACUAUGAAUGUGUAAUAUGUGAUGUUGGUGGCAACUUGCUGUGUUGUGAUAGCUGUCCCCGAACAUAUCAUUUAGAGUGCCUUAAUCCUCCUCUCAAGCGUGCUCCUCCUGGGAAGUGGCAAUGCCCUAACUGUGUUGAUGCACAUGGCUCUCAAAAGUCCAUGAGAUGUCCGGAGUCUUCAAGGCGGGUAAGAAGAAAGCUUGAAAUAUCUGGGUUUGGAGUUAAAUCAUCUGAAUCUGACAAGUUAGGAGCUUCGAAAAGCUUCAAUCCUGGAAAGAAAAGUUCCUCUAGCAAAGGCAAAUAUGACGGUUUAUCUGAAAGUAGAUCAAAAUCCAGCCAUUCAUCACAUGAGGCUGAUGCAGGCGACGUAGAACCGUGUGGAAAUAUCGAUAAUGAGAAGAAGCCAAACUUGUCUCCAAAAGAGGCAUCUAAGAAAAGGGAGUCAAGUUCAUCUACUAUGAAGGCCUCAUCUUCUGAAAGAGAUUUUGAGUUGCAGCCUAUUGAUGAGUCUGACGAGAAGAAGGUCCCAAGUCAUAGUGAAGCUCCAAAAGACAGGCUCACUUCUCCAUUGGGUGGUGUCAGCAGUAAGAAAUCCAGGAAAAAAAAGAAAAAAGUUAAGAAGCUCUUGGAUCCAAAUAACAAAACUCCAGAGAGGAAAUCUGACAUCCCAUGUAGUACUGGACCUUCUGCGGAGAUCGUUAGUUCUACUAUGAAUGGUGCCACUCAGAGAGUCCAAAGUGGGAAGAAAAAGGACAAAAAGGUCGUGGAGCCUAAUGAUGGAUCUUCUGAUAGAAAAUCUGAGAUCCGGUGUAGCACUGGAUCUCCACCAGACAUGGUUAUAUCUACACUGGGUGGUGCUGAUACUAGAACGAGACUAAGGAAGCGAAAAGUUGAAAAGGUCUUGGAACUGAAUGAUGGACCUUUAGAGAAGAAAGUCGAUAUCCUGCACGUUACUGGUUCUUCGCAAGAGAUGCUGAACUGCACACCAGGUGGUACUGACAGUCAGAAAGCCAAGAAAAGGAAGCGAAAAGUUAAAGCGGUAUGGGAACCAAAAGAUGAAUCUUCAGAGAGAAAAUCUCAGCUCCCAUGUAGUACUGGAUCUCCAAAGGACACUCCCAAUUCUUCAGUAGCUAGUGCUACUCAGAAGGAUAUGAAGAAGAACCAAAAAGUUAUUCUGGUUGAUAAUCAGAAAAAAUCUGGGGCCAAGAAGGGAAAUUGUGUUAUAAAAACAUCUCGCGAUCGUGGAUCAAAGUUGAUUUCUGUAUCUCCUGAAACGAGUAAAAGAAGUCGUAAACGUAGUCCCGUGAACAACCAAAUUUCUACAGUUCUGUCCAGGGAGGAAUGUAGAACAAAAUCUGAAGAUGAUCAACAAAAUGAUGCGAAUUUCCCUUUGGAAGUGUCCAACUCGUUGCACGAGUUACCUGAACUAGGAGCAGAUGCUGAUAAAACUAUCAUGGAUGAAGAUAUUGUUCCACUUGAAUCUAAGCAGGUCCAUCGAAUUCUGGGUUGUCGAGUGCAGAGUAGUAAACCAUCUUCCGCAUCUCUCAUACAUGGAGUAUCCGAGAUCAAGUCGAUAGGUGUUGCAAGUCACCUGUCUUCUUUGUCGAUAGCAGAAAAUCAUGGUAAUUCGCCAGAAAACAAGUCCAUUGAUGUUAGUGCUACUACUGUUGAGGCUUCCAUGAACCAGAGUUUUGGGGAAACUGUCGGUGAACAUGAUAUAAGAGUGGAUGAAAUACAAACCAACAAAGGAUCUGUGGCCAAUGAACAUGUAGAUGAAGGAGAUGAUGUCAUGGCAAAAAGGAAUGAGAAUGAUAUUAGUGUGGUUGAAAUACAUACUCAGAGAGUUUCUCUUACCAGUGUAUGUAAAGAAGGGGAUGAUGUUAGGGGGAAAAGUGAUGAAAAUCGUAUCAGUGUGGAUGAAAUAUCCACUCUCAAAAGAUCCUUGGCCAAAUGUACAGAUGAAGGAGAUGCAGUUGGCUCAGAUUUUCAAGUUCCUGCUUGUGACGUUCAGGAUAAAUAUUUUGCAGGAGAUACAGAUGUUGGAAAAUGUCCUGAAAACGUUAAAUUGGACAAUAGUAAUGAGCCAUGUGAGGAACAUAGAAGAGAUGUGGUCAUGGAAAUGACGCCAAAUAGAUCUGAGCAAGACAAGAUGAAGGAAUCUGUAGCAGAAGCGGCUUGUCACACCGCUACAAGUACAGUUGUCUAUGAAUUUUUGGUCAAAUGGGUUGGGCAAUCGAAUAUUCACAAUAGCUGGGUUUCUGAAACACAACUAAAAGUUGUGGGGAAGAGAAAACUAGAAAAUUACAAGGCAAAGUACGGAAACACAAUUUUAAAUAUAUGCCAAGAAGAAUGGAGCCAGCCUCAACGAGUGCUCGCUCUUCGUUCUUCAACAGAUGGAGUUACUGAAGCUCUCGUGAAAUGGUUUGGUCUUUCUUACGAUGAAUGCACUUGGGAGAGACUGGAUGAACCUACCAUCAUGAAGGCUUCGCAUCUUGUCGAGGACUUCCAGCAGUUUGAACGUCAAACUUUGGACAAAGAUUCUGCAAAAGAACACGAUGGUAGUGUUAAGGGUGAGCGUCAACAAAGUGAGAUACCUACUCUUUUAGAGCAACCAAAGGAGCUGAAAGGAGGUUUACUGUUUGGGCAUCAACUUGAAGCAUUAAAUUGGUUGCGUAGGUGCUGGCAUAAAUCUAAAAAUGUGAUUCUCGCAGAUGAGAUGGGGUUAGGUAAAACAGUAUCAGCGUGUGCUUUUAUUUCUUCCCUAAAUUUUGAGUUUCACGCUAGGUUGCCUUGUCUUGUCCUAGUUCCUCUUUCUACAAUGCCUAACUGGCUUUCAGAAUUUGCAUUAUGGGCUCCUCAUUUAAAUGUGGUGGAGUAUCAUGGGUCCGCAAAAGCAAGAUCUAUAAUUCGACAGUAUGAAUGGCAUGCCAGUGACCCAGACAACUCUAACAGGAAAACUUCAUCGUUCAAAUUUAAUGUUCUCUUGACUACAUAUGAAAUGAUUCUUGCCGACUCCUCUCAUCUUCGUGGGGUUCCAUGGGAAGUUCUUAUCGUUGAUGAGGGGCACCGUUUGAAGAACUCAGGGAGUAAACUUUUCAGUUCGCUCAACACAUUUUCUUUUCAACACCGUGUACUGUUAACUGGCACUCCUCUGCAGAACAACAUAGGCGAGAUGUAUAAUCUGCUAAAUUUCUUGCAGCCCUCUUCAUUCCCCUCUCUUUCAACAUUUGAAGAGAAGUUUAAUGAUCUUACGACCGCUGAAAAGGUUGAGGAGCUGAAGAAACUUGUUGCACCACAUAUGCUUCGAAGAUUAAAAAAGGAUGUUAUGAAAAAUAUUCCUCCUAAAACUGAACGCAUGGUUCCUGUCGAAUUGUCAUCCAUCCAGGCUGAGUACUACCGUGCAAUGCUCACAAAGAACUAUCAGAUUUUGCGGAACAUUGGAAAGGGUGUUGCUCAACAAUCAAUGCUUAACAUUGUGAUGCAGCUUCGUAAGGUGUGCAAUCAUCCAUAUCUCAUUCCGGGUACUGAGCCCGAUGCUGGUUCUGUAGAGUUCCUUCAAGACAUGCGGAUAAAGGCAUCAGCAAAGUUAACUCUACUGCAUUCAAUGUUAAAGAUUUUGAAAAGGGAAGGCCAUCGUGUCCUGAUAUUUUCACAGAUGACUAAGCUUCUAGAUAUCCUUGACGAUUAUUUGAAUGUUGAAUUUGGCCCAAAAACAUAUGAAAGGGUGGAUGGCUCGGUGUCAGUUGCAGACCGUCAAGCUGCGAUUGCGCGAUUUAACCAAGAUAAGAGUCGCUUUGUCUUCUUGUUGUCUACACGCUCUUGUGGCUUAGGUAUCAAUCUGGCAACUGCUGAUACCGUCAUAAUUUAUGAUUCCGAUUUCAAUCCACAUGCCGAUAUUCAAGCAAUGAACCGAGCUCAUCGAAUUGGACAGUCUAACAGGCUUUUGGUGUAUAGACUUGUUGUUCGUGCUAGUGUUGAGGAGCGUAUCUUGCAGGUGGCCAAAAAAAAACUGAUGCUUGAUCAGCUGUUUGUUAAUAAAUCUGGGUCUCAGAAAGAAGUUGAGGACAUUAUAAGAUGGGGAACAGAAGAACUGUUUAGUGAUUCUUCUGGUGGUAUCGAGAAAGAUACAACUGAUAAUUCUAGCGGCAGACUUGAAGUUACAGAGACAGAGCAGAAACAUCGGAGGAGGACUGGUGGCUUGGGGGACGUUUACCAAGACAAAUGUACGGAUGGAAGCACAAAAAUUUCGUGGGAUGAAGAUGCUAUUUUAAAGUUGCUAGAUCGUUCAAAUCUUCAGUUUGGAUCCUCUGAAGGGGCUGAUGGAGAUAUCGACAAUGACCUGCUUGGUUCAGUAAAGGCAGUGGAAUGGAACGAUGAACCAACUGAAGAACAAGGUGGAAUUGAACCCGUUCCUGCUAUCCCGGGGGAUGUCUCUGAGCCAAGUCCCGAGAAGAAAGAGGAUCCCAUGGUUGGUGUUACUGAAGAAAAUGAAUGGGACCGACUCUUGCGCUUGAGAUGGGAGAAAUACCAAAAUGAUGUUGAAGCAGCUCUUGGUCGAGGGAAGCGCCUAAGGAAAGCUGUUUCUUACAGUGAAACAUUUGCUCCACAUCCAACUGAAACAUUUGGCGAGAAUGGGAAUGGAGUGGAAGAAGUCGAACCAGAGAGGGAAUAUACACCAGCUGGCCGAGCUUUAAAAACAAAAUAUUCAAAGCUUCGUACUCGACAAAAAGAACGUGUGGCUCUAAGUAAAGUGAUCAAAGAAUCUUGCCCUACUAGUGAGGAACAGUUUGGACCUUUGCCACCAACGUCGCCAUCAGUAGAAACUGUUGAAGAGGAGGCUUCAGCCGUUGAUUUGGAGGAUAACAACUCGAACCAGAGUCAACCAGUAGAUACACCAAACAACAAGAACAUGUCAGUGUCGAAACAUAGUAGGACUUCUAAGCAAGGAUUCAGAAGUCGUCUUAGUUAUUCUCUGGACUACCCGCCUGUUAGGCCCCGUGCCCCCCUUUCUCAUGAAUACUAUUUGCAAAGCAUGAAUUCUAUGAGUUAUGUGCCUACCGAUCCAAACCUGUUGCCAGUUUUGGGACUAUGUGCUCCCAAUGCUAGUCAGCUGCAGUCAGCACAGAGGAACAAAAAUGAAAAUUGCAAUCUACCAAGAUUAAAUUCUGGUAAAAUCAGAGCAGGCACAAGUUUACCUGAUUUUCCAUUCCAUCUUAAUUCUGGUGCUGAAGCUUCAUCUGGAAGGAAGACUAAAGGUAAGGAAAUUGCUGAAGAGACAGCGGAUGUCUUACCUAGUUGCCUCAAAAGCAGCAUCCCUGAUGGUGGUUUUCCAUUUAGUUCGGGGCCUCCUGCACACACUCUAGGAAAUGUUUCCAAUCCUCUUGAUAGUUCAGCUACUGAUUUCCCUUCAUUGCAAGAAAGAAUGACACUUCCCAAUUUAGGUUUUGAGAAAAGAGAGAUGCCCAAGUUCUGGGAUGCGCUGAAGAAUGCUCCGAAGUCUUACGCCGACUUAUUUCCUUCCUUAUCCCUAGGACCUAGACAGGAAGAUCCAAUUGAUUUAUCCACAAUGCCGUUGCUACCAAAUUUCAGAUUGGGGUCACAAGAUGGACCAAAUAACAAUCAGCCACUGAGAGAGGUACCACCUCCGACGUUGGGUUUAGGUCAGAUGAGGUCCACGUAUCCUUCAUUACCCGAAAAUCAUAAGAAGGUUCUAGACAAUAUAAUGAUGAGAACUGGAUCUGCAUCUGGAUCAGGAUCAAGCAACUCGUUUAAGAAGAAACCGAAGAUGAAUACUUGGUCUGAAGAUGAACUUGAUAGUCUCUGGAUUGGUGUUCGUAGAUAUGGACGCGGUAACUGGGACACCAUGCUCAGAGAUCCCAAGCUGAAGUUUUCGAAAUACAGAACCGUUGAGGAUCUUUUUGAUAGGUGGGAGAAAGAGCAACUGAAAAUCUUCGAUGAUGGAACUUUUGUAAAUCCAAAAUCAGUGGCAGGAAGAUCUAAUAAAUCAGCUAACUCAUUUCCAGGAAUUUCUGAUGGAAUGAUGACAAGGGCACUUCAAGGAAGUAGACUUGUUGGUCUUGCGUCAGAUAAUUGUCCACCCCCUAGAUUUCGAAGUCAUCUGACAGAUAUGAAAUUGGGCCUUCUACCUCCUGCCGAUCCAAAUCAUCACAUUACCAAUGACCUAUCAAACAGUCUUAGGCGGAAUUGCAUUGGGGAUUUUACCUCACCAGCCUCUGAUAGACCGGGGACUUCUUCAAACAUUCACUUAGAGCAGCAAAUUUUACUAAAUUCUAAGGGAAGCAGUAGCUUGGGUUCAAUGGGCAUGAACUGCUUGAGUAAUUCAGAUUUACGGCAAAACCAAGAGGUUUCAAAUAAAUAUGCCAAAUUGCCCAAUUACAUGGAUAGAUCUUUGAGUUCUUUGCGUGAUUUCCAUAAUUUUGUGCGGAAUGAGGAGUCAACAAGGACCGAGUUGCUGAAUAACCCUGAUAGGAAAAUGAAAUUUGGGCCUUUUGAUCCUUCUUUAAUAAAGGAUGAUCUGGGUGGGAGUAGUAGUACUUCUACGGUGAGCAGACUUCCUCAUUGGCUUCGAGAAGUUGUCAGUAUCAAUCCAGCAAGGCCACCUCAGCCUGACCUUCCACCAACAGUCUCAGCAAUAGCUCGCUCGGUUCGCCUACUCUACGGGGAAGAAAAUCCCUCCAUUCCUCCGUUUACAGUCCCAGGCCCUCCUCCUUGCCUGCCGAAGGAUCCACGCAAACAUAUGAAGAAAAAAAGAUUGCGUAAGCUCAAGCCUAAAACACAUGACAAGAUGGACUUUCCAAGUCUGCGUCUUGGUGACAGCUCUGCGUCAUGCUCCUCCACUCGGUUAGCACCUCCAACAGUAGCUGCUAUAAGUUCAUCAGGAUCCCCGUGGAUUGAACCCAACCAUCCUUCUCUUAACCUGAAUCUGAUGAAUUCUCCUUCACCCUCGUAUCUAAACCAUUCUACCGAACCAGGAGUGUUCCCCUCUUCUGAGGUGUUGCAGCCAGUAGCAUCAUCAUCUUCUUGUGUAGCUCCUCCAAGAACCGCAAAAGAGGAUUUUCUCCUUCCUAGUAUGGCAGGCUCAUCUGGCGGCUUCCUUGAGAGCAAGCUUCCUUCAUUGAAUGCUUUGGAAACUGUUGGAGACGAGGAAACCCCGGACUUGAAAAGCUUAGAGAAGGCUGCUGCAAGGUUAAGUCCCUUACUGGGUAGUGGCAAUUAUAGUCUGGUGCAGCUUCCUGAUGAGGCAAAAAUUGAUCAAAAUGGAAGUGAAGAUGAUUCAAGCAAGAGGCAAUCCGAUCCGUCUCAGAAUGGUCGUCCAGAAAUAGUAGAAGUAUCUUCAGAAAAGACCAAGCCAGAAGACCAUACUCAGACAGGAGAGAGUGAACAGCAACCUGAGGAACCAUGUGGAACAUUUCUUUCACCAGCAAAAUAUCCGCAGACAGGAGAGAGUGAACAGCAACCGGAGGAACCGUGUGGAUCACUUCUUUCACCAGCAAACUAUCCGCAGACAGGAGAGAGUGAACAGCAACCGGAGGAACCAUGUGGAACAAUUCUUUCACCAGCAAAAUAUCCGCAGACAGGAGAGGGUGAGCAGCAACCAGAGGAACCAUGUGGAACAACUGUUUCAGCAGCAGAAUAUCCGCAGACAGGAGAGAGUGAACGGCAACCGGAGGAACCAUGUGGAACAAUUCUUUCACCAGCAAAAUAUCCGCAGACAGGAGAGGGCGAGCAGCAACCAGAGGAACCAUGUGGAACAAUUCUUUCAGCAGCAGAAUAUCCGCAGACAGGAGAGAGUGAACGGCAACCGGAGGAUCCAUGUGGAACAAUUCUUUCACCAGCAGAAUAUCCGCAGACAGGAAAGAGUGAACAGCAACCAGAGGAACCGUGUGGAACAAUUCUUUCACCAGCAGAGUAUCCGCAGACAGGAGAGAGUGAACGGCAACCGGAGGAACCAUGUGGAACAAUUCUUUCACCAGCAGAGUAUCCGCAGACAGGAGAGCGUGAACAGCAACCAGAUGAACCAAGUGGAACAAUUCUUUCACCGGCAAAAUAUCAGCAGACAGGAGAGACUGAACAGCAACCAGAGGAACCAUGUGGAACAAUUCUUUCACCGGCAAAAUAUCCGCCGACAGGAGAGAGUGAACAUGAACCAGAGGAACCUUGUGGAACAAUUCUUUCACUAGUAAAAUAGUAUAUACUAUACUGAGAGAUCAAGAAGAUCCCUAAAACCAAAUCUCAAUUUUUGUUAGUCCGAUUCGACAGUGUUAAAGUAGUCAAGUAGCAGGGUCAUUUAGGACUAAGCAUCUCGUGUAAAAUUUCUGUAAGAAAAAUAGUUGAUAUAUAUUCCGGUUGUUAUAUUUAAGUGUUCUUGUUUUUCUGAUGUAAUUAAUUACGCUCUGAACAAGGGCUGGUAUUGAGAUACUUGCAUCUGUAAACUAUUUCUUCCCAGUGUAUCCUGAUGUGGUUUUAUACUGCA
Papaver somniferum (opium poppy) is the source of this 9538-nucleotide messenger RNA. Its product is annotated as protein CHROMATIN REMODELING 4-like. Gene Ontology annotation, cellular component: chromatin; nucleus. The transcript is spliced from 11 exons. The record is from RefSeq and is a predicted model, not a curated record. Bases 809 to 9253 code for a protein of 2814 amino acids. NCBI's taxonomy places the organism in Eukaryota, Viridiplantae, Streptophyta, Magnoliopsida, Ranunculales, Papaveraceae. Gene Ontology annotation, biological process: negative regulation of transcription by RNA polymerase II; chromatin remodeling. Gene Ontology annotation, molecular function: ATP binding; ATP hydrolysis activity; chromatin binding.